Molecule: messenger RNA, 1559 nt
Organism: Thunnus maccoyii (southern bluefin tuna)
Lineage: Eukaryota; Metazoa; Chordata; Actinopteri; Scombriformes; Scombridae
Gene: mnx1
Product: motor neuron and pancreas homeobox 1
Exons: 3
Coding region: 102-1055 (317 amino acids)
Biological process (GO): spinal cord motor neuron cell fate specification; neuron projection morphogenesis; endocrine pancreas development
Cellular component (GO): nucleus
Molecular function (GO): DNA-binding transcription factor activity, RNA polymerase II-specific; sequence-specific double-stranded DNA binding
Source: RefSeq, a predicted model, not a curated record
UCUCACACUCCGGACCACAUCAUAACCUUUGAGAGGUGGCGAAACGGCACCGACUUCUCCUUCGUUUAGCAGAGGCGACAAGGCGCACACCGGGGGCCCCAAUGGAGAAAUCCAAAAACUUUCGCAUUGACGCGCUUUUAGCAGUCGAUACACCCAAAGUGCAGACUUCUCCGCUUGCGCUUGUGACUUCCCUGUCGUCGUCCUCCUCCUCCUCUUCCAUCCCGACGUCUGGAAGUGCGGCAGUCCCGGAGUUGCCGACCAGCGGCGAGUCUUUACGCACCGAGACACCGUCUCCGCCGAGGAUUUCCACCUGCGGCUUGAUUCCUAAACCGGGUUUCCUCAACAGUCCGCACAGUAUGAUUGGAUUACAUCCGCAGAGUACCGCAGGGAUCCCCGCACAGGCUCUCUACGGCCACCCCAUGUACACCUACUCCACAGCCGCCCUCACAGGCCAACACCCUGCCCUGUCCUACCCCUACCCACACGGCUCCCAUCACCACCACACCAGUGAUCCCAUCAAACUGACAGCCAGCACCUUCCAGCUGGACCACUGGCUGCGGGUCUCCACAGCCGGGAUGAUGCUGCCCAAAAUGUCUGACUUUAAUUCUCAGGCGCAGUCCAACCUGCUUGGCAAGUGCAGAAGACCAAGAACUGCAUUCACGAGUCAGCAGCUGCUGGAGCUGGAGCAUCAGUUCAAACUGAAUAAAUAUCUGUCACGACCGAAACGAUUUGAAGUGGCGACGUCCCUCAUGCUGACGGAAACUCAGGUUAAAAUCUGGUUCCAGAACAGACGUAUGAAGUGGAAGAGAAGUAAGAAGGCCAAAGAGCAAGCCGCCCAGGAGGCCGAGAAGCAGAAAUGCAACAAGAACGGCCAAGAGAAAUCGGACGCACUCGAACAGUCGGAUUAUCACAGCAAGACAGACUCAAAAAAUGUCAGGAUAAGAGACUUUAGGGACAGUGACGACGAUGAGGGCGACAAUUUCCUGUACAACUCUUCAGACUGCUCUUCAGACGACGAGAGGAAUCACACCAGUGACACAAGUCCGCAACCCUGAAGCUGAAGAAAAUGAAGAAGAAGAAGAAGAAGAAGAAGAAGGCCGAAGGUGGCGAUCUCCAUUUAUAAUGACUGUGGGGGAUUUUCGCUAUAAAAAAAAUGCAUUUGCAUGUAAUCCAACCUUUUAUCACCUACGUGGAAAUAAUCAGCAUUUUUGUUACGAAAAAAAAUAAAAAUUUAGGUCAAGUAUAGAUGAUGCUCAUGUCAUACUAAACCAGCAAUAAAGCAGGAGAUUGUAUUAGAGCAGCAUUCAGCAGUCGGCUAUGGGUAAACUGUGACAUUUGCAUGGUUUAUAUGCAAAACGCUGUAAACUGGCUCAGGACUUUGCAAUCUUUACCUGCUCUGAUGGUUAGUUUGUCAGCAAUAAUCAGAUAUCAUAUAGCGCCCUCUAAAUAGUCUGCUUAUGUUGGCCUUAUUGUGGUGUUAUACUUCCGUACUGUGUCAUAUCACGCUGGAAAUAAAUGUUAUGUUUAUUUUUCUAUACUGUAUUUAUAAAAUGGUCAUA